This is a messenger RNA of Dioscorea cayenensis subsp. rotundata (Guinea yam), 1134 nucleotides long. RefSeq names its product disease resistance protein RPP13-like. Lineage: Eukaryota; Viridiplantae; Streptophyta; Magnoliopsida; Dioscoreales; Dioscoreaceae. Gene Ontology annotation, molecular function: ADP binding. The record is from RefSeq and is a predicted model, not a curated record. The transcript has 2 exons. Bases 136 to 1134 code for a protein of 332 amino acids. Gene Ontology annotation, biological process: defense response to fungus.
AUCAUUUCACAUAGUAUAUUGUUUGUUUGAUGCUCUUAUUUGGCUUCUUAAAGCACAGAGUCACAAACAAACUCUGUGUGUGUGUGUGUGUGUGCUUGUGUGAUUGAAACAAACAAAAGAAGAAUUAAGAGAAAAAUGUUAAUGGCUGAUGCUGUAGUGAAUUAUUUAGUCAAGAAAUUUGGUGAUCUGAUACUGCAAGAAGCCGACAAUUUGCAUGGAACGAAUGACCAAUUGGAGUGGUUGAAGAGGCAACAGCGACGAAUGCAGUGCUUCUUAAAAGAUGCAGAUGCAAAGGAGAGCCAGAGAGAUGAUGAGAGGUUCAAGAACUUGGUCACAGACAUAAGAGAUCUGGCUUUUGAAGUUGAGAAGGUCAUUAACACUUGCCCGAAUUCAGAUCUCCGUGAUUUCAUUGAUCGGAUAAUCUGGAGACUCAAGGCUCAUAAGAGAGUCCGAGGGAUAAGAGAUAAGAUGCUGGAGCUAUAUCAAAGUAAAAUAUUGUUUGGCAUUGCCAAUAUAGGUGAAACAAAGGGGACAACUAGUUACUCUAUUACAAGUGAAGAUAGGCCCUCUAUAUUGCCUCAACUGAAUGAUGAUGACAUUGAUAAAUUUGGCUUUGAUGAGGAGAAGAAAAUAAUUGUGCAGCAGUUGGUUGACACAAGCAAUACUAAUCGGUCAGUUAUCUCGAUAGUUGAUAUGGAUGGUAAAAGAAAGAUUGCACUUGUUGGAGCCAUCUAUAAUGAUCCUAAAGUUGAAAAACGUUUUGAUUUAGUCCUCUGGAUAACAAUUUCUCAGAAAUAUACUAUCAUUGAGAUUCUGAAAAAUAUCUUGUCACGAGUUCCAGGAACUUCAUCAAUAGAUGCAAUCGAAAUCCUUGCUGUCACUCUUAUUAAUGAAUUGAAGAAGUACAAGUACUUGAUCAUCCUUGUUGAUGUUUGGGAAGAAAAUGUAUGGGAUCAAUUACAAAAUUUUUUUCCAGAUGUUAAUAAUGGAAGCAGAGUUAUUAUCACCACUCGCUUCUCCAAUGUAUCCAGUUUGCAUUUCCGAGGAGAAUGUGUCCACCAGGGUAGAAAUUACACCCAAGCUGUGAGUCCUUCAUUGCAAAGCGCAAAGACCGAGCUCGAUAGGCGGACAUAG